Messenger RNA from Dioscorea cayenensis subsp. rotundata (Guinea yam), 669 nucleotides. RefSeq names its product light-harvesting complex-like protein 3 isotype 1, chloroplastic. The coding region runs from base 1 to 669 and encodes 222 amino acids. Lineage: Eukaryota; Viridiplantae; Streptophyta; Magnoliopsida; Dioscoreales; Dioscoreaceae. The transcript is spliced from 4 exons. The record is from RefSeq and is a predicted model, not a curated record.
AUGCGGGAGUGCUCCUCUCUCAAUCGAGGCAGUAUUCUUUGUUCCUCGCUAGGGUCCUCGGAUGCUAAUGGGGCUGGAGUCGUGGCCGCUGUAGAAGAUAAGGUGGAGACCAAGGAGGUGGAGAAGGAGAGUGGAGAGGGUUUGGGAUCGAAUGGGGCUGCUGCUGCUACUGCAGCUGCAGUAGUGAUUGAGGAGCCGCCGAAGUUUAAGGAUCCGAGAUGGGUUGGUGGGACAUGGGAUUUGAAGCAGUUUGGAAAGGAUGGGAAGACUGAUUGGGAUGCUGUCAUUGAUGCUGAGGCAAGAAGGAGAAAAUGGCUUGAAGAUAAUCCUGAAGCAUCAAGUGAAAAUGAGCCUAUAAUAUUUGACACAUCAAUAAUACCUUGGUGGGCAUGGAUGAAAAGAUAUCACUUGCCGGAGGCUGAAUUAUUAAAUGGCCGUGCUGCAAUGAUCGGAUUUUUCAUGGCAUAUUUUGUUGAUAGCUUGACUGGUGCUGGCCCUUGUCGAUCAGAUGGGAAAUUUCUUUUUGCAAAAACACUGUUGUUUAUAGCUGUAGUAGGUGUUCUAGUAAUAAGAAAGAAUGAAGAUAUCGAAACUGUGAAGAAGCUGAUUGAGGAAACAACCUUCUACGACAAACAGUGGCAAGCUACUUGGAAGGAUGAUACACCUUGA